Dibothriocephalus latus is the source of this 1176-nucleotide messenger RNA. The record is from the annotation of a GenBank genome assembly. Lineage: Eukaryota; Metazoa; Platyhelminthes; Cestoda; Diphyllobothriidea; Diphyllobothriidae.
GAUUCUGGUGUGUCAACUCCGACCUCCACCUGGAACAUACGAUUCGGUCACAUUCUACCGCUCCAAUCUCCUGAGUUCGCCGCGGGUCAAGAGACCACCUUUGAGGUGGAUUUGCGGGGCAGUGGGGAACCAGUGGCGUCAACAGCCAAGCACUCCAUCUUCCGUCGUCGCACAAAUCCCGCAGCCGGAGACAUCGACCCCGCUGAUAUCGUAAGCCCUGUGCCUGACCUCAAGGAUCCCAGCGGUGAUAGCGAAGUGGUCACCGAAGCUGACACCAUCUGCCCUGAUGCCGCUCGCUGUCUGAGCGAGCUGACACCGUUUGGAGCAAAGUUUCGUCUUUCCUGUACAAUCAGACCCUCAACAGCCGAAGAACAGGCCACCACCGUCUUUGCGGCAAACGAGGACAUCCGGGAGGGCUAUUUGUUUGUUUUCUUCUUCCUCCAUCGUAAAUUUAAUCACCUGACCCUGCUCAAUUACGACGAAGGUGUCGUCCACAUGCCGAGUCCAGAAUUUCGGUUUAAAGUGUCGGAAAACCAGCGAAUACAAUCGCUGCAAGACCGCCUCGGUUAUGAGUCUGGAAAUAGGCAAACACAUGAGCGUGCUUUUUACCUGCUCGUAGAUGGUUCCGUUGGCGGUCAAGUACAUCUUGAGAUAGAAAUUUCGGAUCUGGAGCAUUUGGGCAUGCCCGAGCCCGCCGAGCAGGAGGCAGUUCAAAUUGCGCAGACAAGCACAGUGGCUGCGUUACCGGCCGCUUCCCCUGCAUCCGAUGUACCCAAAGCGCUCCCAGUGGAAACCUUAGCCAGUCGCAGCGAAUCAAACGCUGCGGAGUUACCGCCUCACAUCGAUCCAACCAACGCUCUGGCUCGUACCUACGAUCAGUUUAGCCAAUACCCUCCACCACCGCAGCAGUACAUGCGUGGCCAGCCACAACUGAACUACCCCCAACCCCCCUACGGUGCACCGCAAGCAUUUUACGGACCGUGGAUGAACGCGGAGAACUACGUCAACCCACUGCCAGUGGUGUAUGAGCCGCUGAAUCCCAGGCAGUUCUCCAUCCCACCCUUUAUUCCAGGCGUUCUGGGACAAGCCUUUGCCUGCCCGUCUACCACAAACGCCAUUGGUCUCUCUCGUCUGGCCUAUGCACGCAUAUACUCCUCCGGUGAGUUUAUCGCUUAA